AUGCCUGCUACAAAAGCUCAUCAGUCUCCUAAGAGGAGUAAGGCGGAAAUUUGUCGUAAAGCUCAGUUAUCUAAAAUCAAGCAAGUACAUCCGUCUAAUUCAACUCGAUCAUCAUUGCCAUCAGCUGAAUUAUCAAAUAUUUCACAUUUGGUAGGUAUUGGUUGCGCCGGUAUUGCUAAAGUGUUUGGUGCGAUGAAUAUAGCUCCACCACCAAAGGAAGAUCAUUUUGAAGAAACUGAUAAAAGAAUCUUAUUACCAUGGAUCAACAAAUUUCAGAAUGAAUCAAUACAGGCUGCUAGUUAUGAAGCUGUUGACGAGAAAGAUGGUGACCCAACAAUGUUCACAGUUAUUGGAGAUGGAAUGUGGCAAAAAUGUGGUUUUAAAAGUAUUCAUGGAAUGGCUACUGUUUUACUAUGCGCUACAACACAAAAAGUGCUCGAUGCUGAACGUUUGUCAAAGAAAUGUUUAGUAUGCACUGGUGCAUUGAACUUUAAAAAUGAAAAUCCAGAUUUAUACGACGAAAUUAUUCAUAAUGAUGACUGUGAAUCAAAUUAUGAUGGUUCGUCUGGUAAAUUAGGAUUUCUCUAUUAGAAAACUAUGAAAAUAAAUCGAUGUCAAACUUUUUUCUAGCUGGCAUGGAAUUAAAAGGUAUUCAUGACUCAUUCAAGCGUUCCUUUCAGAAAUAUGAAGUGCAGUACACUCGGUCUGUACAAACAUAAAAACAGUAGAUAGAAUAUACAUUAUUGUUUUUUUAAUAUUACAACUAUGUUGGAGAUGGAUACUCGAAUGUCAUGUCGUAUCUCAUUCAAUAUCCUCCAUAUCCAGAUGUCACAAUAGAAAAGAUUGAAUAUAUCAAUCAUUCGUCAAAGAAAAUGUUAUAUUGAUUAGAAAAGUUGGCUCGUUACACUUGCAGGAAACAAUGCUAGACCCAGAGAAAAAACGAAAAGGCAUUCGUGAUGUUAAUCUUUUAAUCAAGGGUAAUGAAUAAAGAAAAACUAUUCGUAGUCUCUAAUUCUAUCAAGGAACGCCACCAAUCAAACUGUUUCUAUUCAAUCUGAAUUCAACCACCUACUUUUUUCUAUCUGCCUGC
Rotaria sp. Silwood2 is the source of this 1090-nucleotide messenger RNA. The record is from the annotation of a GenBank genome assembly. Lineage: Eukaryota; Metazoa; Rotifera; Eurotatoria; Philodinida; Philodinidae.